This is a messenger RNA of Closterium sp. Yama58-4, 2145 nucleotides long. The record is from the annotation of a GenBank genome assembly. Lineage: Eukaryota; Viridiplantae; Streptophyta; Zygnematophyceae; Desmidiales; Closteriaceae.
AUGGUCCUAUCAGUGUAUGACACGCGCAACAAGCUGGUGGUGCACUCUGCGCCUCUCACCCCCGCCGCCUCGCUCCUGGCGCCUCUGCUGCUGCUGUGCGAGGGAGGCGCCGUCGUGCUGCUCUCCCUGCACCGACGGGGAGAUGGCGGGGGAGGGGUAGAUGCAGGAGGGAUCUCAGCAGGAGGGGUUUCAGCAAGAGGGGCAUCAGCGGGAGGGGGAGGAGGAGGAGGAGGCGGAGCAGUAGCGGGGGGAGGUGCGGGAGCAACAGGAGGGGAAGGGGCAGUGAUAGUGGAGGCGAGGGGCCUGCUGCUGGUGGAGAGGGACAUGGCAUGGAAGCUGGAGGCGCUGUUUAGAAAAGGGCUGUACUCCAGUGCUCUUGACCUCGUGGUGUCCCAGGGCGGCGACGCUGCUGCCACGACUGAAGUGCUCAGAAGAUACGGCGAUCAUUUGUAUGCCAAGCAGGACUACGAAGAGGCAAUGGUUCAGUAUGAGAGGACGAUCGGGCAGGUGGAGCCGUCAUAUGUCAUUCAGCGCUACCUGCAUGCUCAGAGGUUGAGCCUGCUGGCCCGGUACUUAGAGCGGCUGCACGAUAAGGGCGUGGCAACACCGGAUCACACUACCCUGCUUAUCAACUGCUUCUCACGCCUCAAGGACGUCUCAAAACUAGAUGCCUUUGUUCGCGCCGGCUUCGAUUCUCCCUCCUCCGAUACCCACCCCAUCGAACCACCAACCACAACCACACCCAAGCCUUCAUCUACCCCCUCCUCUGCCUCCAAUCUCCCCCUCUCCCUCUCACUCCCUCACUCCUCCUCCUCUCCCUCUCUCCCAUACGAUCCCGACACGGUGAUUCAAGUCUGCUGUUCCGCCGGGUAUUACAACCAAGCUCUUUUCGUAGCUCAGCGUACCGCUAAGCAUUCCGCUUACCUAAAAAUCCUUGUGGAGGAUUUACACCGCUACGCCGACGCGCUGGCUUUUAUUUCCGCCCUUCCAGACCGGGCGAAAAUUGUUUCGGCUGCCCGGGAAUACGGGCCGGUGCUGGCGGCUCACCUGCCCGAGGAAACUAUUUCUCUGAGUGCAGAGGGCAAUGAUCGGGCAGCUUGCUUGGCCAAGGCGGGCGCGUUGCUGCGAGCCUAUUGGCAGCAGCAGUCGGCUCCUCGUUACGACGCUGACCUGGCACUGCUGACGUGUCAGGUGCAUGGCUUUAGAGACGGGCUAAUAUUUCUGUAUGAAAGAAUGCGGCUGUUUAAAGAGGCUCUGGCGAUGCACAUGAGGGAGGGCGACAGCAAGGCAUUGAUUGCUGCGUGCAAGCGAUUGGGAGAUGCGGGGAGGGGGGGAGAUCCCAGUGUGUGGGCUGACGUUGUGAGGUACCUGGGGGAACGAGGGGAGGCGUGCGGGGAGGAGGUUGCGGAGGUGUUUAGUGCGGUGGAGAGGGGUAACCUGCUGCCGCCGCUACUGGUUCUGCAGACUCUCUCGCGCAACCCGCACAUCACGGUGGGGGAGGUACGGGAUUAUGUGUCGCGGCACUUGCAGCAGGAGACGGCCAUCAUUGAGGAGGACAGGCGGGCGAUCGAGAAAUACCAGCACGAGACUGACAAGUAUAGGAAGGAGCUGCAUCAGCUUCUCACCGAGCCUCUUGUCUUCCAGUCGUCCCGCUGUGCUGAGUGCAACUCGCCGCUCGACCUCCCCGCCGUCCACUUCUUUUGUCUGCAUGCGUUCCACCUGCGCUGCCUCGCCGACCCAACCACGGCUGUAGCAGCCGCUACAGCCGCUGCUGCCGCCUCCCUGGGAGGUGACAUGGGGGGUGUGAGCGGGGGUGGAGGGGUAAUGGGGGGAGGCAUGGGAGGGGGGGUGUAUGGCAGGGGAAGAGGGGAGGCUUAUGGAGGAGGGAUGGGAGUGGUAGGUGGAGGGGGUGGAGAGGAAGGAGAGGGAGAGGAUGGAGAGGAUGGGGGCUUGGAGUGCCCCAAGUGUGCUGCCUCCUACAGAGUGGUGAGGGAGAUGCGGAUGGGGCUGAGGCAGAGUGCGGCGGACCACGAUAGGUUUUUUCAGGAGCUGCAUGACGCGCGCGACGGCUUUGGCGUUGUUGCUCACUACUUUGGCCGCGGGCUGGUUGGGGCAGCAGGAAACAGCGCGGAAGGCGCCUUGUAA